AUGGAUAACAUUGUGAAGCUCCUUACGCAACAAAAGCAGCUACCGCUGUGCGAAUAUGUGAAGCGCGUCGGCCCAGGCAAUUUCACCAAUUUGGACCCAACCCAGUUGGAGCAUUUUCUAAACAAAUUGUGCAAAAUACGGAAUGCACAAAAGGAAGAGAAGGAGGAAGAAUAUGUGGUGGAAGCGCCGCCACUCAUCAACAUCAGUAGCAUCCACGAGUGUAAUGAGGAGCCACCCAACGGGAGCAUAUUUAUCGACGCGUAUAAAAAAGAAGACUUAAUGAACGAAUUAAAGCAUGUAGGAUUGGAAAUUAUUAAAAAGAGUGAAGUUGCCGUUUUGAUCUUGGCGGGUGGUCUGGGGUCCCGUCUUGGCGUCAAGAAGCCAAAGGGGUUGGUAGAAAUUACGCCAAUAAUGAAGAAGACGUUUUUCCAGUUUUAUUUUGAGCAGGUGAAGUUUUUGGAAGAGUACGCAGUAGCAGUGGACACGGUUCGGGGAGGCCAUGAUCGUGCGGGUGGUGGAAGCAGCAUGGGUGUGGGCAUGGCCAACCGCUCAAACACAAGAGGGACGGACCCGCCCCCCCAAAGUAACCCCGCCGACGGAACGACCAUCCACAUCUACGUAAUGACGUCCGAGUACACGCACGACGAAACGGUUCACUUUCUGGAGGAGAAAAAUUUCUUCGGAUUAAAAAAGGAAAAUAUAAAAUUUUUUAAGCAGAGCAAUAAUUAUGUCACCGAUUUUAACUUCAACGUGGUUCUGUCCAAUGAGCACACCUUGCUGACAUGCCCCGGGGGGAAUGGAGCCCUCUUCAGUGCCCUGGACAAGAACGAAAUUGUUGAGGACAUGGUCCGAAAAAACAUAAAAUACAUUCAAGUUGCAAGUAUUGAUAAUGUGUUAAAUAAAAUAUCUGACCCAGUGUUAGUUGGCUUUUGUUCCUUUUUCCAUUGCGACGUGGCUAAUAAGGCGGUUAAAAUGGAGGAGGUGGGAUCAAUGGGCAUCUUCUGCCUAAAGCGGAUGGCAAAAGAACAGCCACCCGGUAACGCCACCAAAAACGAAUUCUCCGUGUGCGAAUACACAGAAGUGAACGAAUACAUUUUGAGCAACCCAGAGCUCUUUACAUAUGGCAACAUUUGCCACCACAUUUUUUCUCUACCGUUCCUACGCCAUAUUGUAAAGGGGAAACUAUACGACCAUAUGAAGAUGCACAGAAUAGUGCGCAAGAAGGAGUACUACCGCUUUGGGGAGGGAAAAAAUGGGGACACCCCCCUGACCACUUCCUCCCCCCUGUACUGCUACGAAUACUUCAUUUUUGACGUUUUUAAAUACGCCAAAAGGAUUUUAUCUUUGGAAGUUUCCAGAGAAGAUGAAUUUUACCCAAUAAAAAGUAACGACAACGGAAUGGCUAUCCUAAAUGCACAAAAAAAGUUAAGCAAGAGGAAUAGAAAAUGGCUUGAAAAUAUGAAGUUCACCGUAGUAGCUAACCCUGUGGAGGAUCUCAACUGGUGCGAAGUUUCCCCUCUAGUCUCUUACGAUGGAACUUUUUUUUUUCACUUGCCAGCACAGAAGGAGGUGCACCUGCCGUUUGCCCUCGAUUGGGCUUCGUCCUCCUAA
Molecule: messenger RNA, 1611 nt
Organism: Plasmodium vivax (malaria parasite P. vivax)
Lineage: Eukaryota; Apicomplexa; Aconoidasida; Haemosporida; Plasmodiidae
Product: UDP-N-acteylglucosamine pyrophosphorylase 1, putative
Exons: 1
Coding region: 1-1611 (536 amino acids)
Biological process (GO): UDP-N-acetylglucosamine biosynthetic process
Molecular function (GO): UDP-N-acetylglucosamine diphosphorylase activity
Source: RefSeq, a predicted model, not a curated record